Molecule: messenger RNA, 582 nt
Organism: Penicillium paradoxum
Lineage: Eukaryota; Fungi; Ascomycota; Eurotiomycetes; Eurotiales; Aspergillaceae
Product: rRNA-processing FCF1 family protein
Exons: 3
Coding region: 1-582 (193 amino acids)
Cellular component (GO): small-subunit processome; nucleolus
Source: RefSeq, a predicted model, not a curated record
AUGGGUGUUCAGAAAAAGACUCGCAAGUUUGCGCUGGCUAAGCGAGCUAUCUCCAUGCGGGAUAACCGCCUGAAGCAAAAUCAAGACAAGAAAGAAGACAAAGGCAAAGAGGCCAAGGAUGACCUCGUCAGAGAGGCUCCUCAGGCUCCUUCGUCCAUGUUCUUCCAGUAUAACACUGCGCUUGCUCCCCCAUACUCUGUACUCGUCGAUACCAAUUUUAUCUCCCACACCAUUCAGCACAAACUCGAGGUGAUUCCAACCAUGCUCGACUGUCUGUACGCCAAAUGUAUCCCCAUUGUCACCGACUGCGUACUUGCCGAGUUGGAGAAGCUUGGCCCGAAAUACCGACUUGCCCUGCGUGUUGCCAAAGACCCUCGGUUCGAGCGAGUCAAGUGUGACCACAAGGGUACAUAUGCCGAUGACUGCCUGGUAGACCGUGUCAUCAAGCACCGCGUUUACAUUAUCGCGACAAACGAUCGUGAUCUCAAGAGACGUAUCCGCAAAAUUCCUGGAGCACCCAUCAUGAGUGUCGCUCGUGGAAAAUAUGUCAUCGAACGACUCCCUGAUGCCCCCGAAAAAUGA